CGCUACCCUGCAGAGGAGCUCAAGUGUCGGUCAGAGAAAGAGACAGACGAAACAGAGGACUGCACUUGUCUUCCCCUGGCUGUCCUGCCUUCCCUGUAGAAGCUGUAAUCAUGACCAGAAACCUGCUGAAGAAUCCCAGUGGGGAAGAGCAGCUGGAAUUCUGGGAGCUGACAGAGAAUGGUGGGAGCCAGUGGAAGGUGGAGGACAUGCCAGGAGAUUGUGGCCACGACUUCUGCAUUGACGGAGUGGCCAAAUACUUUGUAACCUCCUUUGAGCUGUGUCUGAAGAGACAGGUGAUCGACUUGUUAGAAGAGGGUUACUCUAAUGAACAGCUGGAUGCUCAGCCCACCAUCACAGUGGAAGACUGGUACUGUGGGAGGACGGACUGUGGCUGCACCUAUCAAAUGACUGUGUGUCUGCUGGAUGAGAAUCACGAAGUCAUACAGGAGUUCAAACCCGAGCCAGUGACCCUCGACCCUGACUCUGACGACUGCUCAUGGAAACAGAUCAGCCAUACAUUUAUUGAAUAUGGCCCUGGAAUGCGCUUCAUCUCCUUUGAGCACGGAGGACAAGACACCAAGUUCUGGGACGGCUGGUUUGGAGUGCGGGUCACUGGGAGCUCUGUUACUGUCGAGGUCUGAAUGAGAGGAAUACUGAAAGGUGAAAGAGGAGGGGGAGGAGAGUCAUAGAAGGGCUCCAGAGUGACAGAGUGGAGUGUAGGUUUGGAGGAUUCAAGAGGACCAGUUUUACCUUAUGCAGCUAGCUUGCACCUCUGUAAAUCAUGCAUAUCGCAAUUCAUGCUGUGGAAACAUAUUGCUGCUAUGAAGACUGUAGUUACAAAUCUGUGAACCACCACCGCAACACACUACCAUGGUGGCACCUUUUAGAUCUUAAAACUUCCUGCUUGCAACAAUCAUAAGCAUGACUGCAACACAGUCACCUAUUAACUACUACCUCUGCACAGUGAAAAUAAAUUGUUUGGAGGGUGGGAGUGGGUGUAAGCAAUCAAGUGGUUUAUCGUUCAAAUGGGAUUAAAAAUGAUGAUGAAAUAAAGUGUCAACUACA
This is a messenger RNA of Thunnus maccoyii (southern bluefin tuna), 1065 nucleotides long. It is a transcript of the gene fbxo2, whose product is annotated as F-box protein 2. The coding region runs from base 111 to 641 and encodes 176 amino acids. NCBI's taxonomy places the organism in Eukaryota, Metazoa, Chordata, Actinopteri, Scombriformes, Scombridae. The record is from RefSeq and is a predicted model, not a curated record. Gene Ontology annotation, biological process: glycoprotein catabolic process; SCF-dependent proteasomal ubiquitin-dependent protein catabolic process. Gene Ontology annotation, cellular component: SCF ubiquitin ligase complex; cytoplasm. Gene Ontology annotation, molecular function: ubiquitin protein ligase activity. The transcript is spliced from 6 exons.